UUGGAUUUCACAUCCGAAAUUUGAUAAUAAAUUAAAAUUUUUAAUAUCAAAUUUCAACUUAUACGGUUGAGGAUCCAUUUUUAUGUCAUUGGCUUGUAUUCAACAGUCUAAGAUUUAAGGCGGACAUCCAUUGAUUAUUGAGAGGAGAGGCCAACCCUUCCUCUCCAUUGCCCUCUAUUAUUAAGUCAAACCCCACCUCCUCAACUCUCCAAGCCCUCUUCUCCCCCUAUUGCGUAUAAAAGUAUCUCUCUCUCUCCCUAGAUCUCUGCACUACUAUCAACAUCUCCAAAUGACCGAAAACUUCCUGUUAAUACCCUUUUCUCCAUUCAUAUAUCUCUUUAUCAUCACUUCCUUUCUCCUAGCCAGAAAGGCCAUAUGCACACAUCCUCAGUACUUGGCCUGCAGCGUCCCAAAAUCCUGUGGCGAUGGCCAAAUUAUAGACUUCCCAUUUUAUAUCCAGGACCAACAAGAAUCUUUCUGUGGGUACCCUGGAUUCAAUCUCGUUUGUCAAAAUAGCCGUCCAAUCCUCAGACUACAAGAUAAUGAUUAUAUUAUCCACCAAAUCGACUACAAAAACCAGAUUCUUCGCGUCUCAAACGCAGUGCUUUUCGAUACAAACACCACUUUUGUUCCUCCAUUCAGAAACAUAUCUCUGCUGGAUGACCGGUUCAACAUAUUUUCAAACCAGACAGAACUCUUCUUGUUCUCUCGUUGCAACUCAACACAGCUGGGAGUUGUUAAUAAUGAACUUUUAAAGUACAAGAUUAAUGGUUCCGGUGAGAAUGGAACUGGUCCAACGUUAUCGAUGUUUGAUGGUGAUCCCUUAUUGAGUAUUGCAUCAGAUGCGUGUGAAGAUGAAAUGAUGAUACCUGUAGAUGUGGAAAGAGGAAAGAAUGAAGGGAUUGAAGAGAUGCUAGAAAGAGGGUUCGUGUUGAAUUGGACAGCAAGUAACUGCAGCAUAUGCGAUAGCAGUGGAGGCAAAUGUGGGUUUGAUAGCAGCACCUACCAUUUUAUGUGUUUCUGCCCAGACAGGCCACAUGCUUGGGCUUGUUAUCCUGCUUCUGAAGAUGCAGGAAAUAACAAAUUCAGAAUGGAAUUAGGAUUGGGAUUAGGUGCAGGCAUUGGAGUACUGGUCAUAAUAUUGGCUCUUCACAUUUUCCGCCGUUACAGUAAAAGAAAACUUGCUUCCACUAACUUCCUGUCAAAAAAUUCCCAUUCUGAUCCCUUCUCAAAAUCAGAGCAAGAGGGGGGUGGCAUCUUCCUUGGUGUUCCCCUCUUCUCCUACACUGAACUUGAAGAAGCAACCAGUAAUUUUGACGGCAAAAAAGAGCUUGGAGACGGAGGUUAUGGAACUGUGUAUUAUGGUAGGCUCCGAGAUGGACGAGAGGUUGCAGUCAAGCGCCUGUAUGAGCACAAUUACAGAAGGGUUGAACAAUUCAUGAAUGAAAUCGAAAUCCUCACACGCCUACGCCACAAAAAUCUUGUCACCCUUUAUGGCUGCACUUCCCGUCGCAGCCGUGAGCUCCUGCUUGUAUAUGAAUACAUUCCCAAUGGUACGGUUGCUGAUCAUCUUCAUGGUGAUCGGGCAAAGUCCAGUCCACUAACAUGGCCUACUCGAAUGAGCAUUGCAAUAGAAACAGCUAGCGCUUUGACUUACCUUCAUGCCUCUGAUACCAUACAUCGCGAUGUCAAAACUAACAACAUUCUCCUCGACAACAAUUUCUGUGUGAAAGUUGCUGAUUUCGGUCUCUCCAGGUUGUUCCCUAAUGAUGUUACUCAUGUCUCAACUGCCCCGCAAGGGACUCCAGGAUAUGUUGAUCCUGAGUAUCACCAAUGCUACCAACUUACUGAAAAGAGUGAUGUCUACAGCUUUGGAGUUGUGUUGAUUGAGCUCAUAUCAUCAAUGCCUGCUGUUGAUAUUAGUAGGCAUCGACAUGAGAUUAAUUUGGCUAACUUAGCAGUAAACAAGAUUCAAAAAUGUGAAUUUGAUGAGUUGAUUGAUCCAUCUAUUGGGUACAAGUCUGACGAAGAAGUAAAACGAAUGGCAAUUGCAGUGGCAGAGUUAGCAUUUCGAUGUUUGCAGCAGGACAAGGAAAUGAGACCUUCCAUGGAUGAGGUAUUGGAGGAAUUAAGGAGAAUUGAGAGUGCAGAGUACAGGAAGAUUCAGGAGGAAAUACAUAAUGAUAAUAAGACAUCGAGGAAUAUGCUGCCACCACCUUCACCACCAGAUUGGGAGGAUGCUUCGCUGAUGAAAAAUAUCCGAUUUCCAUCUUCAUCAAAUACAGUAACUUCUAAAUGGGCGCGUUGUGCUACUACACCUAUUAUCAGUGGUUAG
This is a messenger RNA of Hevea brasiliensis (rubber tree), 2335 nucleotides long. Its product is annotated as LEAF RUST 10 DISEASE-RESISTANCE LOCUS RECEPTOR-LIKE PROTEIN KINASE-like 1.1. Bases 290 to 2335 code for a protein of 681 amino acids. Gene Ontology annotation, molecular function: polysaccharide binding; ATP binding; protein kinase activity. The record is from RefSeq and is a predicted model, not a curated record. NCBI's taxonomy places the organism in Eukaryota, Viridiplantae, Streptophyta, Magnoliopsida, Malpighiales, Euphorbiaceae. The transcript has 4 exons. Gene Ontology annotation, biological process: protein phosphorylation.